Messenger RNA from Spirodela intermedia, 9096 nucleotides. The record is from the annotation of a GenBank genome assembly. Lineage: Eukaryota; Viridiplantae; Streptophyta; Magnoliopsida; Alismatales; Araceae.
AUGGGAAACUUUGUGAACAAGGAGCCCCCGCCGCCGAUGGUGCUAGUGCCGCCGAUUUUCGAUUUCCCUCCCCUCGCCGCCCGCACCAGGUGCCGAAUACGACUACCUACAUGCCGCUCAUCCAUCUUCCUCUCGGCUUACCAUCGCUGUCGGGUUUCUUCUUAGACGCAAAUGAUUCCAGCUGCCACGGGCUUCUGCGUGGAUCGUCACAAUUGCUUCUCUUCCUGUUCGUUGGAUGGUCCGGUAGAGAAAUUCCGUGGAAAACUCACAAACUCGUGCCCUCUUUCCGCAUUAUGCUAGGUUUUCGACGAAAACAAGUCCAGAUCACGGGAGGCGACCAUGUAUAGACGAUGUUCACCGCCAGCCUUGAUAUCUAGUGUGGAUAGCAUUGCUUGCUUAGGAAGAGUGAACAAAGAGAUGGCCCGAUGCCGCAAUGCUUAGCAUUCUGCGGUUUGGACGAGUGUCUCAUCAGAACAGUAGGGUUUUGGAGAUCGAGUCACUGAGAAGGGAGCAGAUCAUUUCUGAGAUAUCAUGCCUUCUGUCUGGGCUUUCAGAAACCCUCUCUUAGACUGCAUAGGAAUCUGUACAAUAAUUGGUAGCACAUCCUGCAUCUGGUUGGUGGUUGGAAUGUAGGGUCCUGCCCUCAUUCUUUAUGCUGCAUAGGGUCAGGCAUCCUAACAAAGGCUGUGGGCAUUGGAGCAGCUUGCACUUUUCACCGACCUGCACCAACUCAGUGUGCGGAAAGAUUUAUGUGGGUGAUGUGGAAGCUUUUGCGCACUGAGUUUUGUAAAUUUUGUGCUCCAAGUUACAUCUGUGCACGCCAUUUGGUUUUAUUUGACCGAAGGGAUUAAAUUGAUAUAUCAAACGUCAUAAUUGACUAAACAUUGUGUUAUUAUAAAGUUAUGACUUUGUUAAAAAAAAAUUCGUUAUAUUUUUUUUAGAAUUAUAAGUAAAAUAUUUUUUCACUACGAAGCUUCUCGCCAUAAAAUCUACGUUGUAAAAAUCAGUUCGGAAUAAAUCUGGAAAAACUGUUCCACUUUAAUCUCGAAAAGAUGCUGACCAUAAUUUUGAAUUCCUCAGUUUUUAACUAUCUUAUUUAGUUCUUAUUUUCUGUAACUGUACUCUUUUAUGUCAUCUGUAUGCAACUGUUCAAUCUUGUCAAACAGGAUCAACGUAAACUGAAUAACUAUUAUCUAGGUAUCAGUUUCUUUUGUCCUAUCAAUGCGAUCUUUGCCACCCAUUUCUCAAUUAAUGGAAUAUUCUGUUUUCUUUCAAAAAGAGGUGUUGGGGUGGUUAACCUGAUAUUGGUCUGAGCUGUCACAGGAUGUUGGUCCCCGCAUAUGACUUGUUGUUUGUAAAGCUAGCAUUGCAAUGCCUUUUUGAGGAUUAUUUUGAAGACGCAAGAAAUUUCAGCGCGAGAAUUAUGCUAAAGCCUCGCGAAGAUCCUCAUAUUGACUUGGUUACCACUGUAUCCAAUAGAAAACUUGACCUGUUUUUUAAUGGCAUUUAUUUUAAUUUUAUUUUUUACUGGUUUUUUCCUGAGAUGUUCUUUUUUAGCCGGUGGAAUUCAUGUUAUUUAAUGAGUACGGUCUUCUGUGUAGUUACUGAUGUUGGUUUUCUUAUGUCGUUUCCAUUUGAUGCUUACAAUUGAUUGCCCUGUCAAUUUGCAUACUAUUUUUUGACCUCAUUUGUCGAAAUCUAAUGAUGUCUGCAUGUUCCUGCAAGUUUUUUCACUAAUGUUGGCAUUGCUUCCUCAUCUCCAUCUCUUGUAAGUGGGCAGAAUAGUCAUCAAGAAAAUCACUUGAUCUUACCAUGUAAUUUUCUGAGGAUUAUUGAAGUGCUAGCACUUCUUCCCUUCCUCUAUAUAACAAUAACCCUGGCCCAAACCUGACUACGAUGGUUCUGGAAAUUGAUGUGACAUUCUUGGCACCAAACGCCACCGAAGAGACCUAAGCAUAUAGUAUUAUGUAGAACUCUCAUCAUUUUCACCUUUGGUACAUUCUCUAUUACUGACAUGAAUGAGCCAUUAACUCCUCAUGUGAUAUUCUUGAAAUCUUGCUGGAAACUCCUGGGAUGUACAUUUCGCUGAGGAUCUUACGGAACUUUCUCUUCUCUAGUACUUUUGCCCACCUUUUUGACUAUCCUCGAAGUAGAAAUAUGCACCACACUCGUCUAAUAUCACACCGAAGUAUUUAUUUCUGCAGAUACUUAUGUGCUUCUCUUGCCAUAUUUUUACCUCAUUUGAUAUAUUAUCCACUUUUUUCCGUGUGAUGAGGUUGGCUAUCUAAGUUUGCAUCAAAUUGUUUCCUUUUGAGCUUAUCAAUAAAUUUCCAAUGUCAUGUUGUCAUGGCCCAUAUCAUAGAAGCGCCACUCUAUCUUCCCUUUCCUCUUGUAGUAUUAUUUUCUGGAGGCAUUGUUUUAUUUCUGGUACGACAAGAUUUUGUUUUAUCAAUAACAUCUGUUUUCUCUCUGUUUCCCGCCGUGUCUGAAACUCGGUCUGAAUAUCUAAAACUUUUUUAGUAGUAAAAAGAAAAAAAGUGCAUUCAUUAGCAUAAUUAGGUAUCUGGACCACUUGAUGGGAGCAAAGAAGGAAAUGCAGUGUUCCGCUGGCAAAGGUUUUCUCCUACUUUAGUCUGGGUGGAUUACAUUUAAGAAUAAAAAUUAAAUUGUUAGAUUUUUUAUUUGAAUGAUUCAGGGAUUUGGAGGACCCAAAUUCGUUCGUGGAAGUGUCUGUCUCAACCUCAGAACCGUAAGGAUCUUCUUCUUCCUUCAGAAUAUAAUUCUUCACUUAUAUGUCCUGGAUCUUAUCUUGAAUCUUUCUUUGCCGACUCUUAGUCUCUCAUUCUGUGGCCUAUUUUAGAUUUAUUCGGUUCAAGUCGUGUGUUUACCUUCCCGAACUUGGGUUGGGAAUCUUUGGUAUCCUCCCAUUGCUAAUACAAAGGAGGUAUGCACAUUUUUCGUUUAUAUUUUCAUACUCAUUAGCUUAUUUUGCUCAUACCCUGUAAAGAGUUUGGAUUGUUUAACUCUAACUAGAUAAUAUAUCCUCUCUGUAGUAAUAAAAUCUUGAUUCACUUGUCGAACUUUCACUGAAUCUUCGUUUUGGUAUACCUGCUUGCUUGGGGGUCUAGUCCUUAAUAAAUCCACAUACUUGCGUCACAAAAUUCAUCAUUUUUAGUAGAAACUGGCAUAGAUUCUGACUCCAAGUAUCAUUCUAUAAAGGAAUUUGAUUUCUAGCAUAAGGUUGGACAGACCUAUUUAUCUUUUGUAAAAGACUUAGUGUCGUGAAUUUUGCAACUGUAACCAUUGGUGCAACAAGAUUACCAAUGAUUGCAGAUUAUAGGGCAAAUUGAUGUGGGUAUUGUUAUACCUUUUCUGAAAGAAAGCUCAAUUCUCUUUCGAUGUUCAGAUGUUGAUGGAUUGUCAAAAGUGUGAGAGAAACAGCCACUUUUAAUAACAUCAGUUUGAUGGACUUUUCGUCUCCCUUGGUUGAUAGAGAGAUUUUCUUCCCUCUCAUGAGAAAGCUUCUAUGAUUUUUCUUCAAUAGGAAAAUCCCUCAAUCUGGAGCUAGUGCGUUGAGGUCUUCAACUCGAGUGUAACUGUCCACCCUUUUUCUGAAGUGAUUUUAGAACCUUAAAUUUCAUAUCAAAGAGUUCGAUUUGACUUACCUUAUUUGAUAUGUUCUAUACACAGAUGUCCACGCACACACAUGGUUAGGUUCAUUGGAACCCAUUGUAAUACUGAGACUGAAUUUUGGAUAAAACCGAUACAAAAAUCCGACCUUUGUACAACUGACGUAGAUAGGCUUUCCCUGACCACCAUGGUAUAUAUUCACUGUAUUGCUGGAUCUUCUGUUGGUUGGGUUUUGAUGGAUGACAAUAAUGAUUCAAGUACAUAAUUUUCAUGCCAUAAACUAUGAAAAGAAUGAUUACUAUAAAUUGUAUACACGUUAAAUGUUAGGUAGGGUGUUUAGAAUUUCGAAGGUAGAUACACUCUAUCCUAGUAGAUGACUUUUUGGAUCCCUAGACUUGUGUUUUACAUGGACCUCCAUUAUUAGUUAUUGCUUGCAUUCUGCAUGUUCAAGUUUUUUUUUUCUUGAAUAACCAAACUAGCACCUUGGUUUUCUAGAACGCCAGGUUUUGGUUCCAUGAUCUCUCCAGGUCAAUUACAUCUGUACUCUUAAGAGAAUAAAAUGUCAGUGUAUUGCCAACUCUAAACUCAUGAAUUCUAUGUGAAACAUUGAGCCUGGGUCAACCUCUACCUUUGAAACCAUUGAUUCAAAUUGUUAGUCAUCUUGACAUUUAUUGCCUUUUUGGUUACUCAAUCUUUCAGAUAUCUGCCAUAUGCUCGUCAUGAAUCCUUUAUAUCUGGUGUUGCAAGUUACCUAUGUUUAUGUGCUCACUAUUUAUAAUUCGUUGUCUGUGGCUUAUUUUUAUAUUCUUCUACAAUGAACUUAAAUGUAUGAUAAAAUUCAUGUCUGGGUAAGCAUACCCGUACCAUAGAUAUUUCACUAGAAAUACUGAUCACAUGUCGCUGUCUUCUUUGAAUUGUUGUUCUUCGUAUUUUAUGUGUUUGAAUAUCUUGAGGCACUAAAUUGGCUGACAGGACUCAUUCAGAAAACAGUGGUUUCAUCGGUGUGAGAUAUGGAUCAGAAAACUUAUCCAUUGGGACAUCAUUGGCUCCUUUCUCGUGUACGUUGGAGUCUCCAAUCUGUAAACAUUAUCUAUCAAUAUUAUCCGACAUGAUGCCGAAUGAAAAUGUUGAUGGAUUGGAGAAAAGGACUAACUUAUCAUAUGCUUUUUUUCAUAUAAAUGAAAUAUAUUCUCCCUGGUGCAUCAGAAAUUUUCAAAUGCCAUGUUCUUGAUACAUCUUUAGGGAUGUCACAGUUUGAUUUUUUUUUUAUUCCGUGUCAUUUGCAAAAGCUUUCAUUCUCACCGUAGGUAUCUACAUUUCCCUGGAUAAAAAAUGAACUAGGAAGUGUCAGAAGCACUUGCCCUUCUGAGUGGCAAUUGUUCCUACACAUGGGCCCAUCAGCACUAUCAUUAUUAUUAUUGAAACAUGUUCUUCUCCAGUAGUGAUCAGCUUGUCAAAUGACUAGACAACUUCUGCUACUUGCCAUUAUUUUUCUUCCAUUUUCUUCUCCGGUGUCUUUGAUUCUCAAGCCCAUGCUGGGUGUUUUGAAGCUUGGUUCACACAGUCGCGUCAGUCUAUGCUAGAAUGGAGAGAAAGGUGGGGAAUGCUGAGUUAGCUGCUGCAUGAAGGGGCCAUGUCUUGAACAGUGCCCCAAACCCUAGGAGGAUAUGCAGAGCAAAAAACUCUUGUGUUCACAUCCUAGAUGACUGUUAUGUACGAGUACCAGGACCACAAAUAAGAAACAGAAGACCUGGAAACGAACCAACAAAAUAGGGAACUGUCGCACUAAGAACCGAACUCCUAAUUAUACAUUCUUUCUCAAAGGCAGUUGUACUGUGACUUGGGUUUUUCAGGCUUCUGGUUUUAUUUUUCUGGCCCAAAACCAAAAAAAUUGUCAGGACAUGCUGGUUUCAGGGCAGACCUGCCCUAUUGACAACACUUUCUAUGUAAUUCCUUUUUUUUUCCCGCUCUCUCUCUCUUCUACCUUGUGUCCACUCAACAUGAUACCACCUUUUCCCGCCAUUGCUACUAUGGUUUCCGUCCUUUAUUCAUUCCAAUAAUCUUUACCGGUUAAUGAAAAUCUACGAUUUUAAAAACAGCAUCGUGACACUAUACAUGCAUUGUCAUUGAUAUUGACAUAUUGGAUGUUACUCUCUCUGUAGUGUCUGCUGGAUUUCCAAGUUGUGCGUGGCUGGUCGGUAGGGCAGGGAGGUUAUGCGCCGGUGUGCUAUAUAAACCGCCAUGUGAGUUUUAAUUGCAGUGAUUUCUGAUCCGCUUGAUGCCUCAUAUACUGUUAGACCUUCUUGGGUCUUUAUCUGGUAGCCAAGGACGAAAUGUGUGAUUAAAAGAAAACACCAUCCAACAUGGGUACAAUUCCUGUGGGAGUGGUACUGUGUUAUAGUCAUACAUUCUUUUUAACAGCCAAAUUAAAAUUUGAUGCCUAUUUAUGUUGCCUAAUUCCGUUCUUAUUUGAUUUGUCGAAUAGUGUUCCUAGUUCUUGGAUCUAAGCCAAAUAUGAUUUAGUUCUGUGCAGAAAUUCAUAGCUAGUCUGGCAAAUCUGUUGCGAAGAAAGCUUUUUUUUUCACUAACGAUGUUCUCAAGUUCUGUGGUGAUAAAUUUUCAAAGUCUAUGCAUCUAUCCAAGUGCUAUUUCUAUGUUCAUAAUUCUAUAAUAAAACUCCACAGAUCAUUAAUAAUUUGUAUGUUAUUAUAAUUUAUGAGCAAAGGAUAUUUUCUGGUACAAUCUUGGUGCUAAAGAAAGUGAUUACAGUGUUUAUGUAACAUAUUGUUUUUGAACGAAUUUGCCUCUUAGUCCCAAUAAUAGUUCUAACUCGUUGAAGAAACUCCUGUCAAUAUUCUGUACUGCUUGGUGAUCUCCUCAAUAUUUCUUUGUUUGGGGUUAAAGAAAGAACGAUCCUCCUGAUAUUUUGUUGUUUUCCCAUUCAAAUCAAGGUUGGAGCGAGAUGAACAUUGCAGAUUUAUUUUUUUUAUUUUCCUCAAAAAAUUAUUAGAGUAAAAUCGGAUACUGAAACAGAUACAUAUUUUUUAAUCUAUAGAAAAAAACCUCUCAUAGACAAGUUAUGAUAUCAUCUAUCGUAAUCAUGAAAGUGCAUGCCUUGGAACACACCAAUGAGCUUGGCCUGUAAAUUUUUCUUUACAUAUUUAUCUUAUUAUCACCUCUCUUGCUAGGUGAGGGAAUCAAAGACGAGGUGGACUUUAGGCACCUAAAGAACUGGAGCUGGGCAGUUGGUUAUAGAGUAGGCUCGGGCACUCCUUUGAGGCCUUCAUUCAAUGUUAGCCUUGAGUUAGCUGCAAAUUCAGAGGUUCUCUUUCUUUCUCUUCUACGAUUCACCUUCCUUGCAUUUUCUUGGGCAAUUAAUUGGAUUUUUGAAGAUUAUAUGCAUUUGAUCAUAUUCCUGCAUAAUUCUCUUUUCUAAAAUAACGUGGAAUAAACUCCCCAUUUAAUCGUCUUUGAUUUUUUCUUCAACCCUGGACUGUCAUUUAGCUUCAAAUUCAGAGCUACACCUCCCUUCCAUUUUGUUGAGCAAUUAAUUGGCUUUUGGAAGAUUGUAUGCAUUUGAUCAUAUUCUUAUCUAAAAUAACGUGGAAUAAACUCCCAGUUUAAUCGUCUUUGAUUUAUCAUUAAUCACUGAUUUCUAGAGGGCGAUUACACUACCUUGUGGUUGACUUUAUGUUAUGGCACUGCGCACACCCUUCUCCCCUUACAUGCCUACAAUGGUGAUUGACCUGGUAACUUACAAUAUAGACAGGCUCUUAUUUAUUUUUAUUUUAAUCUUUAUUUUUUAGGAAAAUCAGACCCUUUUGUAGCUAUUCUCUCUCUAACUGAGAACACGCAUAUGAUCGGAUCCAAUAGGGCAUCUGUGCAUAGAAAUCCUUUACCUCGGAAGAGAUUGUGGAAGAAUUUCUCUUGGCAUGAACACCAACACCUGUAAGUCAGCUGCGAGGUUUAGAUCGAGCAUACUCCUCUCCCAAUUCUCUCACCGACACUGGUAAGUGCCCUGCUGUUGGGGAUCGGAUCCAUUUUGUUUUCUGCAGCUCUUCCCCCAACAGGAUCUCCCUACUAAUCACGCUUGAAUGGAUCAUGCUUUUUUUCUCUUACACUGCACAUUAAUCCAUUGGUGUUCAGAUGCUCAUGUUGAUCGAUCAUGUGCUCCAAUUGCAGUUGACUGCAUCCUUUUAUCAGCAUGUCGUCGUCCAAAGAAGGGUAUGGGUUCCUGUUCAUUUCUGUGGCUUAUGGCAUCUAACUGGUUUCUUCCUGUACAAAAUCAUGAGAUAUUUUGGUAGUUGACCGAUUCACUGCCAGGAUGAAGAGCCUCAGCUCACCAUGUUUGCUGGGUUGACCUCCUCCCAACAGCUUAACCGGGCCUGAUGAGCGAUCUUCAGGGACAGCUUAGACCUGGAGAAUUCCUGCAGAUUCCAUAGAUUUCGUGGAUAAUGUUCAUUCUGAUGAUCACUAAUUGGAUUUCUCACAGAUCUUGACGUCUCUCUUAUUAGGAAUUUUUUUCCCACUUUGUGUAUCUUGGUGUGUGAGAAGAUAAAAAUUGUCCCUGUUUUCUUCAAACAGGUUCAAAACCCAUUUGAAGCGAGCCAAGUAGUGGGGAUCACAAAUUAUAUCGACUUUGGCUUUGAGCUGAAGACAAGGUUUGACUUUUGAUUUCCAUUUCUAGUCAAAGUCUCCGAGAAACAAAAAAAAAGAAGGAAGGGAUCUGAGUCAUAAUUUCAUUGUUACCCAAGGUUCAAAGAACAUAAGUCAACUGCUAGCGUUGACCGAUCUACCUUUCAAGUGGCUGCAUCUUGGCAAGCCAAUAAGAACAUCCUGCUCAAGGUAGUGGAUCCCUGCGUAUGGCAGACCUUGUUCUUGAUGAUUAGGCUUGAAGAUGGUACAUAUCAUCCCUUCACCUUGAUCACAUCUUCAGGGAAAGAUCGGUCCUUCUCUCUCCUCCAUGGCUCUGGCGUUUAAAUCUUGGUGGAGACCUUCCUUCACGUUCAGCAUUACAGGUGCAGCUCCUCGCGUGAUUUUCUCUCUCUACCCUUGUGAAGAUCUUUUGACCGAACGCCAUAUUCUGUCUGUGACGUGGUUCUCUCUCCCUCCAGCCAUCAGUGACCACGCACGCGGCGGCGCCUCCUUUGGGUUUGGUAUCCGGAUCGAGGAUCUGAGAGAAGCUAGGUCUCUGUCUCUCUGUCUCUCUCCAUCUAUCUCUUUCUCUCUCAUCAGAGAACAAGAGGAUGUGACGACCGAUUCUGCUGCUUCUGCUCUGUCUCUCUCUCUCUCUACAGUUAUGAGAGGGCCGAUCCGAAUUAUGUGAUGCUGACACCGAGCAAGGAGCACCUGGCAGAAGGGGUUCUUAAGAAAUUCGGGUCGCAGCCGAUGUUUCAGUCGAAGGUUGACUCUGGGGACUUUGACAACUUGCCCACAGAGCUGAAGCCCUUCGAGAGAAUCAUCUGA